Messenger RNA from Scleropages formosus (Asian bonytongue), 4134 nucleotides. RefSeq names its product run domain Beclin-1-interacting and cysteine-rich domain-containing protein-like. Gene Ontology annotation, molecular function: phosphatidylinositol phosphate binding. Gene Ontology annotation, biological process: negative regulation of autophagosome maturation; negative regulation of endocytosis. The transcript has 19 exons. NCBI's taxonomy places the organism in Eukaryota, Metazoa, Chordata, Actinopteri, Osteoglossiformes, Osteoglossidae. Bases 110 to 3586 code for a protein of 1158 amino acids. The record is from RefSeq and is a predicted model, not a curated record. Gene Ontology annotation, cellular component: late endosome; early endosome.
GCGCGGAAGACGCAUCGUUCGCGCAGCGCCGGUGGCAAGUUCGGCAGCGGAAAAACAGCCCACGAUUUGCGGUACAAAACAAAAAGAAAAACGCAACUAUGUUCAGAGCAUGAAACUCUUAACAGGGGGAAGUCCAGGAGCGUCCAUGACGGACACUACAGAAGCAGAAGACUCAGAACGCAGGCAGGAACACCAGAAGCUGCUGUCUAGCCUGAAGAGCACCGUGGAGGGGCUCUUGGCUACUAACAACCCCAACGUGUGGUUGCGCUAUGGUGGCCUGCAGCGGCUUCACAAGGAUGUGAACAACAUUCUGAGCCAUGGCCUGAAGCAUGACACGGUGUACUGUAAACAGAAAGAUUACUGGCGAUUCGUUUGGUGUGUGCGCUACAUCUGCCCUCAGCUGGCCUCGCAUGUUGAACAGUUCAGCCACUUGGAACCCGUGCUCAUUAAUGGGCAGAAGAGUGAGGGGGAGGCGUACAAGGCAGAGCGUUGGCUGCUGCACAGCCUGCAGCUCCACUGUCUGUCUGCUCAGCUGCAGCCCUUGCUGAAGCACCGCACGCACACACAGAAGUUCUACAGUGAUGACGCCUUUCUGCUGAGCGAGCCUCACGUCUUGGCCAUGCUGCAGUGCUUGGAGGCCGUGGAGCAGAACAACCCGAAGCUGGUGGCUGCCGUUGACGCCGUCAGGCUGUGUUCCUUAAAGGAGUCUUCUGUGGCCUUGCUGAAGAGUCGGGGCUUGAAGUGUCUACUGCCGGGGGCGGAGCUUGGAGUCUCGCCCUCUGUACGACUCGCUAUCUCCCAGGCCUCUCUGAGGGAAGACCACGCAGCUCCGCGCACCUCCGACGGUUCCCCAGGGGCCCCUUGGACGUGCGAUACCAGCAAGCGGGGGUCCGAUUCCGAGGGCACCCUUCAGAUCUCGGUAACGGAGUCUCCUCAGCCUGCCGAGGUGGAAGGUGAGGACAAAGGGUCUGAGGAUCCUGAUGAUGGGCCCGAGUACCUGGCCAUUGGCAACCUGGGCCAGCACCGUCGUGUGAACUCCAUCAGCUCUUCGGGCACCAGCGAGUCGUCUUCAGGCUCUGCAUGGACCCCAUUGGCUGCAAGUCCCACGCGCCGGUCCUCCUAUUCCGAGGGUCAGGCGGGGCCUGGCCGAGGCUCUAAGGGCCACUCAAGGUCUCUGUCCCUGUCUGACUCGGGGCUUUCACAGAAUCAGGGCAAAGAAUCCUCUCCUGAUAUGUACCGUGCAGAGCAAUAUGGAUCCUUCUCCCCCCGUAGCAGUGAGCUCAGCACCCCCAACUCUGUUUGCUUGGAGUCUGACUGCUCUCAACGAAGCAGUGUGUCGGAUGGAAUGUUCCGGAAACCCUCUGAAGGGCAGAGCCUCAUUAGUUACCUCUCUGAGCAGGACUUUGGGAGCUGUGCAGACCUAGAGAAGGAAAACGCCCACUUUCGCAUAUCGGAGUCACUGAUCGCGGCCAUUGAGCUGAUGAAGAGCAACAUGCACGUGCUGGAGGAGGAGUACGAGGAGGACAGCGACUAUGAGAUCCAGCAGCUUAAGCAAAAGAUCCACCUGCGUAGACAACAAAUUAAGAAGAACCGGCUACAGGCCACAGCAGAGAAGAGCGAUACAUUUCCCUCUACAGACAGUGGCGAAUCUGUGAGGAGCUCUGAAGACUCCCUGCGGCUCUCUGACUUCGGCUCAGCUAAUGAGGGGGACGAAUGUGAGUUGAGAGGUGCAGAUACCGGACGCAGAAUGACACACUCUAGCAAAAAGUCUUUCCUCAGCUCUGAUUCCAUCACCCACUCCUUCCUGCAGUCUAACUCGGCUGAGUCGGUGGCCAUGGGGCUUCUGAGACAGUUUGAAGGGCUGCAGCUGCCUGCCGCCUCUGAGCUCGACUGGCUGGUUCCAGAAGACGAAGCACCCCAGAAGCUGCUUCCCAUCCCUGAUUCCUUGCCCAUUUCACCCGACGAUGGCGAGCACGCUGACAUCUACACACUGCGGAUUCGAGUCCGUGGAAACCUGGAGUGGGCUCCUCCGCGGCCUCAGAUUGUCUUCAAUGUCCACUCUCCGCUGAAGAGGAAGGUGGGCGUGGCCAAGCAGAACUACCGCUGUGCAGGCUGUGGCACUCGCAUUGACCCAGGGUAUAUUAAGCGGCUACGGUUCUGCGAAUACCUGGGCCGCUACUUCUGCCAGUGCUGCCACGAGAACGCCCGCGUUGUGGUGCCCGCCCGGGUCCUGAGAAAGUGGGACUUCGCCAAAUACCCUGUGAGCAACUUUGCCAGAGACCUCUUGGGGAAGAUUGCAGGAGAUCCCUUGUUCAACCUCAAGGACAUUAAUGGCGGUCUCUAUAAAAAAGUCAAGGCACUGGAAACUGUACGGCUGCUGAGGGUUCAGCUCUACCACAUGAAGAACAUGUUCAAGACGUGCCGCUUGGCUGAUGGGCUGCUGGAUCAGUUUGACUGUGUCCCUGCUCACCUGACGGAGGACCUGCACCUCUUCUCCCUCAAUGACUUCAAAGCUGCGCGCAGUGGAGAACUGACCGCCAAACUCCGAGAAUUACUGCGUUUGGGUUCCACCCACGUUGCGGGCUGCGUGCUCUGCCAGGGGAAAGGGUUUGUGUGUGAGUUUUGUGGUAUUGAGAAAGACGUCAUCUUCCCGUUCCAACUGAACAAGUGCCGGCGGUGUGAAGGUGAGCUUCUUCGCCUGCCUGGAGACCUGUCUGGUGCUCACUCGGCCGCCACCUCAUCCCGGCAGGUCUGGAAGUUCUCUCGGCCCUGCAGGCUGGCUAGGGCCCUGUCCCGAGAACGGAAAGAGGGCGAGGGAGGCGAAGAGACGGUACAGGAGGAAAUGAUCAAGAGAGCUAUAAGAAAUAUGAAAGGAGGAGGAAGUGGUGAGGAAGAAGAGGGAAAAAGUGAGCAUAUAAAAAAACUCACAAGAUGGCCUUUGGUGAAAUAUUGCUCUCUGGACGGAGGAGGCGAGGGCAACGUGAAGAAUGAAGGUGGUGCGGGGCAAGGUGGAAGGAAAAGAGUCAGAUUAGUCAAAAUGAUCAAGUCUGGCAUGUUAACGAAGGCCUUGUCAAAAGAGGGAAAUGUGAACCGAUGCAGGGAAGAUGGGGAAGUGAGAAAAGGUGAUGAGGGACAGGUAGAGAGUGAAGAUGUGGCAGAAAAUGGAGGUGAGGGGAAAUCGUGGAUAAUCCCUCGACUGAGCAGACGCACCAAGUUAAUUUAUUAUGGUGGGACUGGGGAACGAAAAGGUGUCGGAGCUCAGCCAGAAGGGGAAAGCGCCAAAAAUGUGAGUAAAGGCCUGGAGAUGCUUUGCGAGAGGAGGAAGCUCCCAGAAACCUACAAGUUCCUGGGCGGUUUCACAUUACAUGGGAAGGGCCAGGAUGAUGAAGAGGUAGCUGUGAACAUGGGCUUUGCUAAAGGCGUAGAAAAUAAAGAACAAAGUGGAGUCAGGGUUAAGGCAUCCCAGGGUGGGGGUAGUGCAGACUCGUGGUCCAGGAAACCUCUGAAAGCCAAGACACCAUUCAAAAGAAGGAGAGAGAAUGAAAGCGAAAGGAAGGGCACGGGAGGGGAGGAGAACACAGACUGAGGAGGUCCAGAAAGGAAAGUGGACGCACGAGGACUCGCACGCUCGUUGAAGUCAGUUGUGCGGAACACUUGAGACUUCUAACAGCAGUUUAUGGGCAGGAAAAUUGCAGAACUGACUUGAAUGAUAGAACAGACAGUACAGGAAGAGCGAAAACAAAGUUUGGAUUGAGGUACAACAAAAAAAAAAACCUGCAACGUACAAGAAAUAGGAGAAAGGGGGUGAAAACUGUUUCAGGCUGAGAGCUCAGCUUAAAGUGCUUUAAAAAUUCCCAGUUCAAUGGAACAGGGAGGAGAGGCUGAAUCUGGUUUAAAAAAGGGCAGUACAGAGAGAAGUGGAACUAUGUGAACCUUCUUUAGUUAUUUCUAGUAGGACAAGCAAAGCUUUCCUUCAUUCAUUCAGUACUGGAUGGGUGGUUGACAGUAAAGCUGGACCGAUUCUGCGGUUCCUCCAGUUUUUUCUAUGGCAGAAUGUCCCCUAAUCUCACUUGGCCGGGUUGAAGAAGAAGUGGAAGCGGAAAUCCUCAAAAUUCCAGAAAAAAUGUUCAAAGC